Triticum dicoccoides is the source of this 1235-nucleotide messenger RNA. RefSeq lists its product as uncharacterized. Lineage: Eukaryota; Viridiplantae; Streptophyta; Magnoliopsida; Poales; Poaceae. The record is from RefSeq and is a predicted model, not a curated record. The transcript has 2 exons. The coding region runs from base 270 to 818 and encodes 182 amino acids.
CCACUCACAAUCCCCCUCGGGAUCAUCCCGAUCUAAUUCCACCCGAGACGAAUCGCAGCCUCCACCUUCUCCUUGUUUUUCCCUCCCGUCCAACCACCGCUGUUGCUCGAAUCCUGCAGGAGCCAGAGCUCCUCUGCCCGUGCGCCUACCUCUCCCGUAGCACCCACGGCACCGAGGUGCACCUCGACCCCGUCGUCGACCCAGCCGCUGCCGGCGAGCAGCAGCAACCAGCAGACCAUCCUGAGCAGCAAGAAGGAGCACGAGCUCCCAUGGCCGCCACCGAGCCGCUCGAGCACCUCCUCCUUCCUCCCGUCGCCUCGCCGCUCCAGCAACCGGGACGCCAAAUUGUCGCCGGAGCCAUCAACAACGCGCCAAGUCCCGUCGCCAGCAGUGCCCCGGCCGUCCUCGUCCAUGCGCUCGAGACAGCGAGCGAGGACCUCGCUGCGUCCCUGGUCUCCUCCGAGUGCCGCCCCUUUGCGUUCUCCACCGCGGUCGAGCCGCCCAAGUCCCAGGACGCCAUGGUCGGCCUCCUCUGUUCGAUCCCCAUCGCCCCGCCAAGUUCCAGUGUUGUGUUCUGCUCCGUUCCCGGCCAGUCCGCCGUCCUGGAGAACCGCGCCCCUUCCGGACGUCCCCUGCUUCGCCUUGGUCCUCGCUGGUUCCCCACGUCGCCUCCCCAUGCCCUGAAGACCGCCCCUGCCUGCACUUUUGCCACCUCCAGGUCCCGUUGCGCCUCUGUUCGAGAGGAGGACAACGUGGUCGACGCCCGCGUUGACUGCGCCUCACCCGCGAGUGGCUGCCAUCUGGGCUCUAAGGCCUAGCAGCCCCCACGCCAGCACCUGGGCCAUCGUAGCCAGUGCCCCUGGCCCAGCUUCAGCGGCCGCGUGGGCCACUAGCAAGCAGGCCCAGCUCCCUUGGCCCAUGGUGAGGCGCCCCCAGCAACGCCUCGUUUGUUUUUUUUUCUUCUACUCAGUUGGCCCAACUUGCACCAGAUUUGUCCCAUAGAUGUUUUUUUAGUUCUGUGAAUUUUACUAAUUUUCCUUCACAUGCAUAAUUACAGAAUAUGCCAUCAUUUUAAAAAUGCUCACACCUAAAUAACCGUGCAUCAGUUUUAAACAAACUUAACAUGAAAGUUGCUUAGAUUUUCAUCUAGUUUCAUAAUAUGUAACUUUCAUCCAUGUUUGAAAUGUUUAAAUUGUUGUUUGAUUAAAUUUUGCUCAUAUGUCAUGUUAAAAUGU